Molecule: messenger RNA, 1521 nt
Organism: Caenorhabditis bovis
Lineage: Eukaryota; Metazoa; Nematoda; Chromadorea; Rhabditida; Rhabditidae
Source: the annotation of a GenBank genome assembly
AUGGGGACCACGAUCGACAACGUCGGCGACUAUUUGCCGCUGGAAAUCAUCGACGACGACUCGACGAUCGCCGACGACGGUCACCGAUGCGAUGGUGUGAUGGCGGCGAUCACCAAAAAACAUUUGGAAUGUCUCGCGAGAUUCACCAACAACGAUCUACUCGCGAAGGACACGAUCGGACAGAAUUCGCUUCAUUUGGCCGCCAAAAUUGGCGAUGUGUCGAUUUUGAAAUAUCUUCUCGAUCGGUUGCCCGAACUCCGCGAGAUCCAAUCGACAAACGGUGAAACUGCCGCUCAUAUUAGUGCUGCCCAUGGAGAUAUGCGAGCUCUGGAGCUCAUUCUUGGAGGAUCGCUGAAAUCGGCGAUGAAAACCGCAAUGUGUAGAGAUAUAAACGGAACCUCAAUUCUGAUCGCCUCUGUGGCUCGCGGCGACACCGAAAUGGCAAUGUGGCUUUUGAGAAAGUUCGGAAAAGCGCUGGCGCAACUCGAGAACAAUUCGAAAAUGUUGCCGAUCCACGUGGCAGCCGCACACGGCAACAUCGAGUUCCUGCGCGCCGCCGUCAAAUUCGACACCAAUAUGGUGCACGCGCGCGACGAGUUCGGGUGCACGCCGUGCGUUUACGCGGUUCAGGGCGGCUGUCUCGGCACCGUUCGAUUUCUCGUCGAAAAAGCGCGCAGCGAGAUUGGAUCGGUCAGCAAUCGAGGCCAAUCGCUUCUACAUAUUGCCUGUCUUUGCGGCCACGAGCACAUUGUUCGAUGGAUUUUGAAUCGCGCCGGCUCGGACUCGAUUCUGUGGACCACCAAUGACAAAGCGAACGCGGUGCAUUGUGCAGCUUUUGCUGGCAGCGUUCCCGUCCUUUCGCAUCUAUUAAGCGCGUUCGGCAAAAAGAAGCGUCAUCACGUGUUGACUUUGAAGGACUCCAGAGGAAACACACCGCUCCACUUGGCGGCCAUCAAUAAUCACCUCGACGCCGCUCUUUACAUGCUCGAAAGCGGCGCCGAUCCGUCGUUGAUCAACACGUCCGGCCAUUCGCCGCAAUCGAUCGCAUCGGUUCGGAAUCAUUUCGAAAUGGAGCGUCUUGUGGCUUCAUAUCAAGGCAAAAAACGAAAGUCGAAAUCGAAAAAGAAGUCGCAAUCGAUGCACGAUCUCUCGCAAUACGGCUCACUUCAAAGCGGACCAUUGAGCCCCGGAGUGGUGACGUCAUAUUCGAGCAAUACCAAUGGCUACGAGACCGUCGAGCGUCGCGCAUUCUCGCCGCCGGAGCUCAGCUCGGGCUACUCGAGCAACGGCGAUCAAUUCGGAUCAACAAUCAGCGAACACGCGGAAGUCGUCCGCCAUCGGCUGCGAUUCGUCGAGGACUCGAUCGGCUCGCUUCGCGACACCGCCGCCCAGACCGACAUCGAUCCGCUGAGCGAGGCCGUCAAAGUGCUCGACGACAAGACGUGGAUCGGACAAGGAUUGUCGGUCCUCGAGCAAAUCGAUCGUGUUCUCGAUUUGGAGUACGCCAACGAGAGCGCUUGA